Molecule: messenger RNA, 1586 nt
Organism: Prosopis cineraria
Lineage: Eukaryota; Viridiplantae; Streptophyta; Magnoliopsida; Fabales; Fabaceae
Product: 7-deoxyloganetin glucosyltransferase-like
Exons: 2
Coding region: 51-1511 (486 amino acids)
Molecular function (GO): UDP-glycosyltransferase activity
Source: RefSeq, a predicted model, not a curated record
GAUAGAUAGAGAGAUAGCUAGAGAGAGAGAGAAUUAUAUUGAAGAAAAGCAUGAACUACAUUGCAAGGGAAGGAUCAAAGCCACAUGCUGUGAUGAUCCCUUUUCCGAUUCAGAGCCAUCUAAACAGCUUCCUCAAAUUAGCUAAAGUGCUUCACCAUAGAGGUUUUCACAUAACAUAUGUCAACACUGAAUACAACCAUAGACGCUUGCUCAACUCAAGGGGUCCUCAAGCCCUUGAUGGACUCUCAGAUUUUCGCUUUGAAACCAUCCCUGAUGGGCUUCCUCCUUCUCAAGCUGAUGCUACCCAACACCUACCUUCUCUUUGUGAAUCUACAGCACAAAAUUGCCUCGUCCCUUUCACAAAGCUUCUUGAAAAGCUUCAUGAAUCUGCCUCUAGAGGUCUUGUGCCACCAGUUACUUGUUUGAUUUCUGAUAUGGCUAUGACUUUCACAGUGAAAGCUGCUCAACAAACAAAAGUUCCUGUUGCCAUCUAUAGUGUAAUCAAUGCUUCUUCUUAUUUAGGCCUCUGGCAUGGUUGUGAUCUUCAUGAUAAGGGUGUCCUUCCCUUAGAUGAGAGAUACUUGACAAGUGGGCGCUUAGAUACUGAACUGGAUGGGCUUUCAGGCAUGAAGAACAUUAGACUAAGGGAUCUUCCAAGCUUUUUUAGCACACAAGAUCCAGAUAAUGAGUUUAUGAUGAACAUGACAAGACACAAUCUUAAAAAUGCUCAAGAUGCUCAAGCCAUGAUUUUCAACACAUUUAGUGAGCUUGAGAGUGAUGCGCUGAACACUUUAUCCUCCAUCUUCCCUCCUAUUUACACCAUAGGCCCUGUCCAUUUGCUUCUUUCUGAAAUUCAACUUAGCCAACACUUGGAAUCCAUUGGUACCAAUCUAUGGAAAGAACAAACCAUAUGCAUCAAUUGGCUAGAAUCCAGGAAACCUAAAUCCGUAGUUUAUGUAAAUUUUGGAAGCAUCACUAUUAUGUCUCCGGAACAACUGCAUGAGUUUGCCUGGGGUUUAGCUAAUAGCAAGAAACCCUUCUUAUGGAUCAUAAGGCCUGACCUCGUGAAUGGCGGCUCAGUAGUUCUAUCUCCUGAGUUUCUAAAUGAGACCAAGGAAAGAGGCUUCAUAGCUAGUUGGUGUGAACAAGAGAAAGUCUUGAACCACCCUUCAAUUGGAGGGUUCUUGACCCAUUGUGGGUGGAACUCCAUGUUGGAGAGCAUGUGUGCAGGGGUUCCAAUAGCUUGCUGGCCUUUCUAUGGAGACCAGCAAACUAAUUGUAGGUAUGCUUGUGCAGAAUGGGGGAUCGGGCUCGAGAUUGAUAAUAAUGUGAAGAGGGAUGUGGUGCAAAGGCUCGUGAAUGAGUUGAUGGAUGGAGAGAAGGGAAAGGAGAUGAUAAACAAGGUCAUGCAGUGGCAGAAAAUUGCAAUGGAAGCCAUUGCACCUGGUGGUUCUUCCAAUAUCAACGUGGAGAAAUUGAUAAACGAAUUCUUGAUCAAAAAGCAAAACUGAUGUGCUACUUCGAUUUUUUUCCGCAUAUUACUGUUUUUCUGCAUAUCUCUUUAAAAACACUGCAUGGUUGGAAUC